This is a messenger RNA of Anopheles funestus (African malaria mosquito), 5054 nucleotides long. RefSeq lists its product as uncharacterized. NCBI's taxonomy places the organism in Eukaryota, Metazoa, Arthropoda, Insecta, Diptera, Culicidae. The record is from RefSeq and is a predicted model, not a curated record. The coding region runs from base 3 to 4712 and encodes 1569 amino acids. The transcript has 2 exons. Gene Ontology annotation, molecular function: nucleic acid binding.
AGAUGAUUGAAAAUGGUGCUGCACCGGAGGAACGCGCGCUUGAAAGCCAUUUACGCGCCACGAUGGAGGAUGCUAUAAUGGCUGUGAGAGCAAGCCUCCAAGCACUAAUGCAACCGACGCCGCGCGUAGCCAUCGCGUCAUCAUCGAAUCGCGUUGCAGCGUCGGAGCUAAGAUUGCCAAGAAUUUCGUUGCCUGAAUUCGACGGUAAUGAAAUGCAAUGGGCAACGUUUCGUGACACUUUUGAAGCACUUAUUCACAACAACACCGAAGUGCUGGAUAUCCAAAAGUUUCACUAUCUGCGAGCAGCACUGAAAGGAGAAGCUGCUAGGCUGCUAGAUUCCAUCCCGUUGUGUUCCUCAAAUUACUCCAUUGCAUGGAAAUCAUUGGUCGAUCGCUAUGCCAAUGAGUAUUUACAAAAAAAGAGGCAUUUGCAAGCCAUGUUCAACAUGUCGAGAGUGCAAAAGGAAUCCAAUGCAGCACUGCAUAGGCUGGUCGAUGAUUUCGACAGACAUGUGAAAAUGCUCCACCAGUUGGGUGAGCCAACUGAACAGUGGAGCACUAUUCUGGAGUAUGUGUUGUGCACAAAACUGCCUGAGGAAACGUUGAAGAAUUGGGAGGAUCAUGCUUCCACGCUCGAUACACCUGACUACGCAACGCUAAUAGAUUUCCUACAAAGAAAAAUGCGGAUAUUAGAGUCCAUAUCGAUGAAUCAUCAGUCUACGAAGGAAAGUACUCACCCGAAUCCCGUGCGGCGCGCCCCGCAGCAGCUUUCUUCCUGCUCUUCCACUACGAGCAAUUCUAAAGAGUGCCCAUAUUGCCAACACGAGCAUGCCCUGAGCAGUUGUUACAAGUAUUGCCGCCUUCCACUGUCUGAGCGUAUUCAGAUUGCAAAUGAGAAGAAGGUUUGCAAUAACUGCUUACGGAAGGGCCAUUGGGCAAGAAAUUGUCUUUCGUCUUCCCGAUGCAAACAUUGCCGUGACAGACAUCACACUCUUUUGCACCGCUCCAAUGAACCAGCAGGAUCGAAAGAAGGGUCACCGGAACGUCCCGAUUCACCGAAGCCGAAGGAUCGCGCAUACGCUCAGUCGCUCAACGUUACUGAGACGACGGAGCGUUCAGAGGAGGUGUUUCUGCUAACUGCGCGAGUGAACAUCGUAGAUGCUGACGGCAAGGAGCAUUCGGUGCGUGCUCUUCUAGACAGUGCGUCGCAAGCGAACCUGAUGACCGAAAGGCUUGCCAGAUUGCUGCAGAUAAAACGGUCUCCAGCUAACGUCAAAGUAUUGGGAGCUGGUAAGGUAUCUCGCAAUGUUCGUGAAUGUGUGUUUGCUGAGAUUCGGUCGAAAAGACAGCAUUUCAGUUGUGGCGUACAAUUUAUGUUGAUGGACCAAAUAACCUCUCAUAUUCCUUCAGAGAACAUAGCUAUUAGCCACUGGUGUAUCCCGAAAGGAAUUGAGCUAGCUGAUCCGGAAUUUAAUAAAUCACAGCCAAUCGAUUUAUUAAUAGGCGCGAAGCACUAUUAUUCGUUUUUCCCUAGUGCUGCACGAGUGCACUUGGGUCCUGACCUUCCAUCAUUGAUUGACAGCGUGUUUGGCUGGAUUGUAGCGGGUUCGGCAAUGUUGCAUUACCCUGCUAAUUCGCAGACAAUUAUUUCCAACGCUGUUUGCAUGAUGUCACUGGAAGAAAGCAUGGAACGGUUUUGGAAAAUCGAAUCUUUGGUAAUGAAAGAUGGAUACUCGCCCGAAGAACGAAGAUGUGAACAGCUAUUUCAGACAACCACGACGAGAGAUAAGGAUGGUCGGUACAUCGUCCGUUUGCCGCGUCAUCCUGACUUUGGGGUACGAUUAGGUGCAUCUAAAACAAGUGCAAAACGUCGAUUCGAGCUGUUGGAGAAACGUUUCGUUAGAAAUGCCAAACUGAAGGAAGAGUAUCACGCAUUUAUGAAGGAGUACUACGAGUUGGGGCAUAUGCGUUUGGUCCGCGAUGAGCUGCCGGAGCCAGUUGAGUCGUACUAUCUGCCCCACCAUCCCGUGUUCAAAGAGUCGAGCACUACAACGAAAAUCAGAGUCGUGUUUGACGGCUCUUCGAAAACUACAAGCGGUUAUUCCCUUAAUGAGGCUCUCUGUGUGGGACCAGUGGUGCAGGACGAGCUGCUUGAUCAACUUUUGCGUUUUCGCACCUACAGAGUGGCUUUGGUAGGCGACAUAGCAAAGAUGUACCGGCAGAUAUUGCUUCAUCCUGAUGAUCGUCCAUUAGUGCGAAUCUUCUUUCGAUUUUCGACGCAGCAACCAGUCCAGAUUUAUGAGCUGAAUACGGUUACCUAUGGACUGGCACCAUCAUCGUUCCUUGCUACGCGUGCUCUGAUUCAGCUGGCGGAUGAUGAGGGUGACGCAUACCCACGAGCGGGUCCGGCUUUGCGAAAGAACUUCUACGUAGACGAUUUCAUCGGAGGAGCGAACUCGGUAGAAGAGGCUACGUUGCUACGAGAUGAGUUAGCUGAGUUGCUACUUAAAGGCGGAUUUGAGCUACGCAAAUGGACCUCUAAUUGUCCUGAUGUUCUGCGCGGACUCGAUGAGUCGCAAAUUGGAACAACUUCCAAGAUGAGCUUCGCUUCCCAUGAAGCCGUGAAGACACUUGGGAUCAGUUGGGUUCCACAAGAAGAUUGGUUGCUAUUUGAAGGAUUGUGUCAACCAGAUACCGAUAUCAUCACAAAGCGAUCUGUACUUUCCACCAUCGCUAAAAUGUAUGAUCCGCUGGGAAUGAUAGCUCCGAUAGUCAUUCGGGCAAAGAUGAUAAUGCAGGAAAUAUGGACGUACUCGUGUGAUUGGGAUGAUGCCCUGCCAGCAGGCAUCGUUAGUAAGUGGAAGCAGCUUCAACAGGAGAUCCAAUCCCUUUCACAGUACCGUAUGGAAAGAUACGUAUUGGUUCCCGGCGCACGUAAGAUUGAGCUGCACACCUUUUCCGAUGCUUCAACAGUAGCUUAUGGUGCAUGCACGUAUGUACGGUGUGAAGAGCCGGGACGAGUUCGGGUGAUGCUUCUAGCAUCUAAGAGUAAGGUAGCACCCUUAAAGCAACUAACGGUUGCCAGACUAGAGUUAUGUGCCUGCGUCCUUGCAGCACAUUUGCACCAUCGAAUAAAAAGGGCAAUCGCUACGAAAAUUGAUGCGUCAUGGUUUUGGACCGAUUCAGCUAUCUGCACGGCGUGGAUUAGGGCGCCUCCAACCACGUGGAAAACGUUUGUCGCCAACCGUGUGGCUGAGAUACAGCAUUUUACGAGUGACGCAAAGUGGCGACACAUAGCUGGAGUCGAAAAUCCCGCUGAUCUGGUGUCGCGCGGGAUGGAAGUGUUGGAAUUCAACAACAGCAUGGCAUGGAGACAUGGGCCAGCAUGGUUGACGAAAUCAGAGGAUGUUUGGCCUAUGUCUAAUCCAACGGAGCCUCCUGAGGCAAUUCAAGAGAAGAAAGUCUUAACAGCCGCCGUUGCGACGUGUACCAACGAGCUGUUCCUGCGUUGGUCAUCAUUCACUCGCCUGGUAAAUGUCGUAGGUUAUUGUCGACGUUUCAUUGCCAUGGUGCCACAUCUGCGGCGCAUAAGACGUGAAGGAGCCAUGCAUUCCAACGAAGGCAAUGCGCAUUCCAGUAAUUCCGCAUCUCCGAAGGUGUUGAGCGUUCUUGAGCGAGCAGCAGCGGAAGACGCUUUAUUAAGGCUUGCUCAGCGUGAGUCUUUCGCGGAAGAGUUGAGUGAUCUGCAAACGGGGAAACAAAUUAGAAGGCAGUCACAGUUACGUCGACUUACCCCAUUUUUGGACAAAAAUGGUAUCAUCAGAGUUGGUGGCCGAUUGAACUUGGCGCAGCUACCCUUUCAGUCGAAGCAUCCCGCGUUGCUGCCUAAGGGCCACCCACUGGCUCGAUUAAUUGCAGAGAGCUACCACAAGUUGCUGCUACAUGGUGGAGGACGUUUGUUGCUGUCAUCCAUAAGGGAAAGAUUUUGGCCCUUGAACGGAAGAAUGUUGGUGAAAGCCGUGGUGAGGAAUUGCAUCCGAUGUAUUCGUCAUCAUCCUACGGCAGCAGAGCAGCAUACUGGUCAACUGCCCUCUGGUAGAUUAGUCCCGAGUCGUCCGUUUGCGGUCACAGGAGUGGAUUACGCAGGCCCAUUGUAUCUAAAGCCUGCGCAUCGGCGGGCUGCAUCACUGAAGGCAUAUUUGUGUGUCUUUGUGUGUUUCACAACCAAGGCGGUUCAUCUAGAGCUAGUGGGUGAUCUUUCAACCGAAGGGUUUCUCGCUGCUCUACGGAGAUUUACGGCGAGGAGAGGUGUUCCGGAGCACAUCCAUUCGGACAACGUAGGUUCAUCGAUGACGGCGAUACCAGAUCCGGAACUAACGCACGCACACAUAAACACCGAACAGCACUUGACCAAACUUCAACUACUUGUUCAGAAGUUUUGGAAACACUGGCAGAAGGAAUACUUACAAGAACUGCAGAAGGACCCACGCAUCGCUAAGAACACGGAUAACAUUCAACCGGGGCGAAUGGUUAUCGUAGUGGACGAGCUGCUGCCAACUACUCGCUGGCCGCUUGCACGAGUCGUAGAGGUUCACCCCGGCGCGGAUGGAUUAGUACGCGUAGUCACGUUGCGAACACCUAAGGGAAUUAUAAAACGUCCGAUCACGAAGAUCUGUCCCUUACCAAUAUCCAGUGAAAAUGUAGGAGCAUAAGGAAGUCAGGGAAUAUCACUUGCACAAAGAUCACGAAUCACUUGGUACUUAACACUUUUAUCCGUUUGCGAUACCACGCGGUGUUUUGACAUAGGCGAGCAAGGAUAAGUUUGUUUGUUGAUGGUACAUCAAGGCGAGGAGUAUGUUUACGUUUCGUAUGCGUUACACUCAUUUGACAGUUGAAAUUUAUUAUUCCGAUUAAUGCAUUAUUGUUUUCACCGGGGUAGCGUUACGAACGCAGAGGUUAGUUGUGUUAGUGUAAGGACCGUUAGGGCUAAGAACCAUUGCGAAAAAUCACUGCACUUGUAAUAAAAUACGUACGCCGAACGGUCAAGCGAGAAA